GGUGGAACUCCGGCGGUGCUCCAUGCUGGUUAGCGGUAGCGGCAGUAGGGCUAGCUGAGCUAUCGGAGCAGGAUGGCGGUGGCGGUGCGGAAUCUGCAGGAUCAGCUGGAGAAGGCAAAGGAGAGCCUGAAGAGUGUGGACGAGAACAUACGGAAACUCACUGGCAGAGACCCCAACGAGCUACGGCCGGGUCAGACCAGGCGUUUGUCCAUCACAGGCCCAGGUGGAGGUAGGGGGCGUGGCAUCGGUAUACUGAGGCGUGGACUCUCUGAUGGCGGUGGAGGACCGCCAGCCAAACAGAGGGACAUCGAGGGGGCACUCUUGAGGCUGGCGGGGGAUCAGAGAGCCAGGAGAGAUUCACGCCAUGACAGCGACGCUGAGGAUGAUGACGAUGUCAAAAAACCGGCGUUGCAGUCAUCAGUAGUAGCUACCUCCAAGGAGCGAACGCGCCGAGAUCUGAUCCAAGAUCAGACCAUGGACGAGAAGGGCAAACAGAGGAAUCGGCGCAUGUUUGGCCUGCUGAUGGGAACUCUGCAGAAAUUUAAACAGGAGUCCACUGUGUCCACAGACCGGCUGAAGCGACGGCAGGAGAUCGAGCAGAAGCUGGAGGUGCAGGCGGAGCAGGAACGUAAGAAGGUGGAGAGCGAGAGGAGGGAGCUGUUUGAGGAGAGACGGGCGAAGCAGACCGAGCUCAGGCUUCUGGAGCAUAAAGUGGAGCUCGCUCAGCUGCAAGAGGAGUGGAACGCUCACAACUCCAAAAUCAUAAAGUUCAUUCGCACCAAGACCAAGCCACCCAUCUUCUACCUGCCGGGUCGCAUGUGCUCAGCCACUCAGAAGCUCCUGGAUGAGUCCCAGAAAAAAAUGAACGCCGUGUUUGACGAGAGGCGUGAAGCUUUCGCCGAGCACCUGAACAAGAUGGAGGCUCGGCCCAGGCGUCAGCCCCAGCGGGCUGCGGAGAGGGGGGCGGAGGAGGCCGGCCGGGCCGAAGAAACGAAGAAGGAAGAUGGAGAGGAGGAGGAGGGUAAGCAGAGAGUAAGGCUGACAGGUAAACGACACGCUGUGGAGAUGGAGGAGGAUGAGGAUGAGGAGGAUGAGGAAGAGGUGGGGGAGGAGGAGAAGGAGCAGAAGCAGCGAGAGGAGGAUAGGGAGGAGAGGGAGGUGGAGAUGGAGGAUGAGGGGGAGCGGGAGAAGGGCAAGGAUAAGGAGGAGGAAGAGGAGGAGAGUAAAGCAGAAAGAGAUGAUGAGAAUAAUGAGGAAGAGCAGGAACAGUCUUCAGCAGCACCAGUGGUAGUGGUGGAGGAGGAGAAAGAUGAUAAGGAGGAAGAGGAGAAAAUGGAAGUUACAGAAGCAGCAGCAGUAAGGGUGCAGGAGGAGAAUGAGGAUGAUGAUGAGGAUAAAGAUGAAGAGCAGGAGAUAGCUGGGGGUCAGGCAGUGCAGAUCCAGGAUCAGGAGAAGAGCCCAGAGGCAGGAGUAGUAGUAGAAGAAGAGAAAGAGGUAGGUAGUGAGAGCAGGAAGCAAGAAGUAGAGAAGGAAAACCAUCAGGAGAGCAUCGCCCAAGAGUCCCAGGAAGCCUCUGAAAGCAUCAUGGACGUCCAACCUCAGUCUGAAGAACCUUUCGGAUCUUCCAAACCUUCCGAACCUUCAGAACCAACUGCAAUGGAGCAGCAAAGCAGCACCUUUGAAACGGAUAGCGCCAUGGAGCUCCAAAAAUCAAGGCCAGAAAAAGAAUCCCCAACUGAACCACCACUAAUGCCCCAACCUCAGGAGCUCAAAACCAGCCCCAACAAGGAGGUGGAGGAGACGGAGCAAGGCGAGGAACAGCGCGGCCGCAGCGGCGGCAAAGCCCGUCCGAAACGCAGCCGGAGCCGAAACCGGAGCAGCUCCAGCUCCUCCAGCAGCUCCUCGUCGUCCACCAGCUCCAGCGGCUCCAGCUCGUCUUCCAGCGGCUCCAGCAGCCGCAGCAGCUCCUCCGCCUCGUCUUCCUCGUCCUCCAGCUCGCGCAGCCGCGACAGAGACACCGGCCACUCCAGGCGCCGCAGGAACUCCGACCGCGAGCGCAAGAAGGGAGAGAGAGGCGGCGAGAGAGGCAGCGGAGGGCACAAGUCCUCCAAAAGUGGCGGCAGUGGCGGGCGCGAGAGCAAGGGCUCCAAGGAUAAGAGCUCAAAGUCGGACAGGAAACGGACGAGCUCGGAAGGGAGCCGGGCGGGAAAGAGGUCGUCGCGUGGCGACCGGAGCGAACGCAGCGACCGCGAUCGGGAUCGCAAAUCCGAUAGAAAAGAAAAGAGGCGCUAGUUCUGGAAAGCAUGGAAAACUUGCUCUGUUUUUCUCUGUGUUUUUUUUAUUUUGGCAAAAAAACAAGGCCAGGUUGUUAAAAAUAAAAAAGCGCUCUUUUUUGAAAUUCGCAGACACUCAAAAUGGCUUUUAAAUUGGAAUUCUUAUCCUAGUCUUCGUUUUUUCUUUUUGGUUUUGAUUUGUAUUAAAACCUCCUGUCUGGUAUUUUCCUGAGUUAAAACACCUGUAUAUUUUUUAGCUUUUCUACCAUCCGGUUUUAAGUAAA
Molecule: messenger RNA, 2557 nt
Organism: Astyanax mexicanus (Mexican tetra)
Lineage: Eukaryota; Metazoa; Chordata; Actinopteri; Characiformes; Acestrorhamphidae
Gene: pnn
Product: pinin, desmosome associated protein
Exons: 9
Coding region: 73-2292 (739 amino acids)
Cellular component (GO): catalytic step 2 spliceosome
Source: RefSeq, a predicted model, not a curated record